This is a messenger RNA of Hypomesus transpacificus, 1691 nucleotides long. It is a transcript of the gene crdhl, whose product is annotated as retinol dehydrogenase 12. The record is from RefSeq and is a predicted model, not a curated record. Lineage: Eukaryota; Metazoa; Chordata; Actinopteri; Osmeriformes; Osmeridae. The transcript has 7 exons. Bases 234 to 1289 code for a protein of 351 amino acids.
UGAAAUGAUGGUAGGCCUAUGUUUCGAUUGAUUCGCUAGACAGUCCAGCUAACAUAGCAGUUCUGCAAGCAUCAGUGCGCCUGUAGACGCGUAUUGUCCAGGACACAUAACACACUAUCGGGGGUAAUCGCUUCGUAAUCUGAAGACAGGCGCUAAAGCUCCUGUUUAAGUUCUUUGACCUGUUCAUAGCCUCAAUUCGACCGAAACGUUGCCGACGAACACCGAUUCACUCGAUGAGGAGGGAUCCCCACGGAGGGUAUUCGGUCCACCCGUGGUCUGGUGGGUCCGGUCCUACGGAGAAUAUGUGGGAUGAAGUUGAUUUGUCUACACCGGCGAAGUAUGGCGCUGUCAUUGCUGUGACAGUGAUCUGCUUUAUUCUAUUGAGAAAAUGGAUAGCUGGUGGUGUGUGUCGAUGUUCAGUCCGACUGGAGGGCAAGACAGUGCUCAUCACUGGUGCCAACACUGGGAUCGGAAAGGAGACGUCCCGUGACAUGGCCCAUCGAGGGGCAAGGGUGGUCAUGGCAUGCCGUGACUUGACGCGGGCUGAGAAGGCGGCAGAAGAAAUCCGCCGUUCCACAGGAAAUGGCAAUGUUGUGGUCCGCCACCUAGACCUGGCCUCGCUGUACUCCGUCAGAGAGUUCACCAGAGAGUUCCUCGCCAGUGAGGAGCGUCUGGACAUACUAAUCAACAAUGCAGGUGUGAUGAUGUGCCCUAAGUGGAUAACAGAGGAUGGCUUUGAGACACAACUGGCUGUCAAUCACUUGGGGCACUUCCUGCUGACCAAUAUCCUUCUGGACAAGCUCAAAGGCUCCGCCCCAAGCCGGGUGGUGAAUGUGUCCAGUAUUGCACACCGAGGGGGAAAGAUCCAGUUUGAUGAUCUGUUCUUCAACAAGAGGCCAUACAACUCUCUGGUCAGCUACAGACAGAGCAAACUCGCCAAUGUGCUCUUCUCCAGAGAGUUGUCCCGUAGGAUGAAAGGGACGGGGGUGACAUCCUACAGUCUGCACCCGGGGGUGAUCAAGACGGAGCUGGGACGUCACGUGGAGAGCUGGUUCCCCAUGCUGAGGGCCAUCCUGUCGGCUCCCUCGAUGCUCCUGAUGAAGACCCCCGCUCAGGGGGCCCAGACCUCCAUCUACUGUGCUGUCACCCCUGGACUGGAGCCCCAGUCUGGCUGCUACUUCAGUGAUUGUGCUGUGAAACAGACUGCCCUUGAAGGAAGAGAUGAUGUAGUGGCCAUGAGACUCUGGGAGGAUAGCGCCCGCCUGGUGGGAUAUACUGAGAAAAACUGAACUUUGACCCAAGCAACUCAGGGUACCGCAAAAACUCUAGCUGACACGCCAGGACUGGAACCUGAAUCUCAAUCCUCUCACCCACUACUUUAAUCCCAGAUUACUGUAAACUAUUGCUGAAUUUACAUAUAAACGAAGACUCUGUGACACUUGCCUCUAUAUUGCUACAGGUGAGACAUUUUUCAAUUUUGUUACAUUGCAGGUUAUGAUUCAGAUAAGGGAUAGUAUAUACAUUUUAUUGUAAAUACGGGAUUAACGCUGCCUUGACAUAGGUAAUUUAUAGAGAUCUUUGUGGGUAUCAGGUUGUUAGAUGCCAUAAAAAACUUUUUGACAUUGUUGGUAGAAUUUCAUAUGAAAAUAAAUGAUUUGUUUACUAAUCGAUCAUUUAAAUUACAUUAUGUU